This is a messenger RNA of Populus trichocarpa (black cottonwood), 1691 nucleotides long. Its product is annotated as gibberellin 3-beta-dioxygenase 1. NCBI's taxonomy places the organism in Eukaryota, Viridiplantae, Streptophyta, Magnoliopsida, Malpighiales, Salicaceae. The transcript is spliced from 2 exons. Bases 445 to 1563 code for a protein of 372 amino acids. Gene Ontology annotation, biological process: response to light stimulus; gibberellin biosynthetic process. Gene Ontology annotation, molecular function: gibberellin 3-beta-dioxygenase activity. The record is from RefSeq and is a predicted model, not a curated record.
AUUAGUUGCUCAAAUCACAAAAAUCAUCUCUUCUCAACUUCCUUCUGAAUCCCAUCUCUCUUUUCUUUUUAAAAAGACAUUUUUCACAGUUAGGAAUCUGAGAGUAAUAUAUAUUUAUGAAGUGGACCCUUAUAUCUCCUUAUAAAUAUCUCUUUAUAUAUGUAGACUACUAAGCAUUGUACCCUCCUAUCUCAACCUCAGUCAUCCUCUGCUUUCUUCGGUGGAGCUUGUGUCUUGGGUUAACGUCUGAAAUUCCCAGGGAACACUUUUCUUCCCUCUCAUCUUUCUAAAAUUCCCAGGGAACUCUUUCUUCCCUCUCACCCUUUCUCUUAUGUUUCUUAUUUAGGGAGAAAAGCACUCUCUCUUUCUAUAUCCUCUCUCUUUUUAGUGCUGGAGCACAAAACUCUCUGUCUCAAUAUAUCUGUCCCUCUAAUUACUCUCAAUAUGCCUUCAAGAUCGUUAUUAGCAGACGCUUUUAGAGCCCACCCUGUCCAUGUACACCAAAAGCACUUUGACUUUACCUCUCUUCAAGAAAUACCUGACUCGCACAAAUGGACUCAGAUCGAUGAUGAAGAGCAUCCUUUAGUUGACCCCUUAAACACUGAAUCCGUGCCCGUUAUCGAUCUGUCAGACCCUAAUGUCCUUCAAAAUAUAGGCCAUGCAUGCAAAACUUGGGGUGUGCUUCAAGUCACAAACCAUGGCAUCCCUACCAGCCUUCUUGAGAACAUUGAGAGUGCUAGUAGGAGCCUUUUCUCUUUACCUAUCCAACAAAAACUCAAAGCAGCUAGAUCACCCGAUGGGGUUUCAGGCUACGGUGUCGCUAGGAUUUCUUCAUUUUUCUCCAAGCUCAUGUGGUCAGAGGGAUUCACCAUAGUUGGCUCUCCUCUUGAGCAUUUUCGCCAACUUUGGUCUCAAGAUUACACCAAAUUCUGUGAUAUAAUUGAAGAAUAUAAGAAAGAAAUGCAAAAGCUAGCAAGGAGGUUGACAUGGUUAAUGCUGGGCUCAUUAGGAAUAGCAAAGAAAGAUCUCAAAUGGGCUGGCUCAACAGGUGAAUCAAAAAAGGGUAGUGCAGCCCUACAACUGAAUUACUACCCGGCUUGCCCGGAUCCAGAUCAGGCAAUGGGUCUUGCCGCCCACACAGACUCCACCCUCCUCACCAUUCUUUACCAGAGCAACACCAGUGGAUUGCAGGUGCUAAAAGAGGGAAUUGGGUGGAUCACUGUCCCACCAAUCCCUGGUGGGCUUGUUGUGAAUGUAGGGGACCUACUCCACAUCUUAUCAAACGGGUUGUACCCGAGUGUGCUCCACCGAGCGGUGGUUAACCGGACCAAGCAUAGAUUAUCCAUUGCUUUCCUAUAUGGGCCACCAUCAAGUGUUGAGAUUUCUCCUUUACAAAAACUUGUAGGUCCUAAUCAUCCUCCCCUCUAUAGGCCAGUCACUUGGAACGAAUACCUUGGCACCAAAGCUAAGUAUUUCAACAAAGCAUUAUCAUCUGUUAGGAUUUGUGCUCCUCUAAAUGGUCUGGCUGAUGUAAACGAUCAUAAUAGGGUAAGAGUUGGUUAGCAAAUGAGUUUUUUUUCUCUCUCUCUCUCCCUCUUUUUAUUGUAAGCAAUGCACUUUUGUCUUAUGCUUACAAUUUUUCAAGAUUUUGAUUGAUCGGCCAUGUUAAGGAAGGAUGCUCAAUUUCUUAA